This is a messenger RNA of Striga hermonthica, 816 nucleotides long. The record is from the annotation of a GenBank genome assembly. NCBI's taxonomy places the organism in Eukaryota, Viridiplantae, Streptophyta, Magnoliopsida, Lamiales, Orobanchaceae.
AUGGGGUCGACGGCGAAAAACAUCAGCGGCUCAACAGUGGCGGAUCCAUCCUCCGGCGAGGAGGAGGCCUUCCUGUUCGCCAUGCAGCUGGCGAGCGCCUCCGUUCUGCCGAUGGUCCUCAAGUCCGCCAUCGAGCUCGACCUGAUCGAGCUCAUCCGCCGGGCCGGCGACGGCGCGUGGGUCUCGCCGGCAGAUCUCGCCGCCCAGCUCCCCACAGCCAACCCGGAGGCGCGUGUCAUGAUCGACCGGAUCCUCCGGCUUCUCGCGACCUACUCCGUCGUGAGCUGCCGCCUGAGGCCGCUCCCCGACGGCGGCUCCGAGCGGCUGUACGGGCUGGCGCCGGUCUGCAAGUUCCUGACGAAGAACGAAGAUGGCGUUUCCAUGGCUCCUCUGCUUCUCAUGAAUCAGGAUAAGGUUCUCAUGGAGAGCUGGUACCACUUGAAAGAUGCAGUCUUGGAAGGUGGAAUCCCCUUCAACAAAGCAUAUGGGAUGACUGCAUUUGAAUACCAUGGCACAGAUCUAAGGUUCAACAAAGUGUUUAAUCAAGGAAUGUCGAAUCACUCGACUAUAGUGAUGAAGAAAAUUCUGGAAAUAUAUGAUGGUUUUGUGGGGCUUGAGACUGUUGUGGAUGUUGGUGGAGGGACAGGUGCCACGCUGGAUAUGAUCGUGUCCAAAUACCCAUCCAUUAAAGGCAUCAAUUUUGAUUUGCCACAUGUUGUUGAUGAUGCACCAUCUUAUCCAGCGCGACGUUCGGCCUGGUCGGGCCGAAUGCCAAAAUGGGUGAACGGUCGCCUGCGGGCCGUACGGGAUCACUGA